Messenger RNA from Glycine soja, 1113 nucleotides. RefSeq names its product alpha-amylase/subtilisin inhibitor-like. The record is from RefSeq and is a predicted model, not a curated record. The coding region runs from base 201 to 827 and encodes 208 amino acids. NCBI's taxonomy places the organism in Eukaryota, Viridiplantae, Streptophyta, Magnoliopsida, Fabales, Fabaceae. Gene Ontology annotation, molecular function: endopeptidase inhibitor activity. The transcript has a single exon.
CACGCACAUUGUUACUGAACACACAAACCCUCUCACCAAACCUUCAUCGAUCUCUUUGUUUUUUUAUAAAUUAUAAUAUUGAUACGAAGUUGUUUCUGUAAAUAGCAAUUCAGAGACCUUAAAGGUAGUGAGUAUUUUCCUCCUUACUUAAUCUAUUGUGUGAUCAAAGUCGUUAUUAUUAAAUUAGAUAAUUGAUAACCAUGUCGAUGAAGCUGUUAUUAGCUUCCCUAUCCAUUUCGGUGUGGCUUUUCAUGGCAACAUUAUCCCUUGCCCAAUCCAACAACCGCUACGUCUUUGACACACAUGGCGACCCUCUUGAAACUGACGAUGAAUAUUACAUCAGGCCGGCCAUAACAGACAACGGAGGGCGUUUCACAUUGAUCAACAGAAACAGGUCGUGCCCUUUGUACGUCGGUCUCGAAAACACCGACACGCCGCAGGGCUACCCGAUGAAAUUCACCCCUUUUGCCAACAAGGACGACGACGAUAACUUGAGGGUGAACACGGACUUGAAAGUGACACUGGUGCAAGUUUCCACAACGUGUGUGCAAUCCACCGAAUGGAAGUUGGGUGAGAAUGACACGAGGAGUGGAAGGAGGCUCAUCGUCACUGGGCGAGAUAAUGGGAUACAAAGUGCAGGUAACUAUUUUAGAAUUGUGGAAACAGAAAGUGUUGGUAUUUAUAACAUCCGGUGGUGCCCUACGGAAGCAUGCCCCACUUGCAGAUUCAUUUGUGGGACCGGUGGUAUUCUGCGUGAGAAUGGAAGGAUUUUGUUUGCCUUGGAUGGUACCACUCUCCCAGUUGUGUUCCAGAAAAAAGAUGAUUAAUUUGAAGCCCCAAGUCUGAAGAUUGUGACGGUUUUUGGUUAUAGGGAAUAAUAUUUAUUUUUUUAUGCGUAAGAAUUUAAUACACCAUAAUGGGAUUUACAAUACUUAGUAUAAGAAAUAAUAUACGAUGGAGCUCUCAUCCUUUUUUAUGGGAUGAAAUAAAGAUACAUGCAUUCAGUAUUCUCUUCUUGAUUUGUAGAAAAAAGCUCCUAAAUUGAUAUUAUUUGUAUGUAAUUCAUUUACUACAUACUUGAUUAAAUAAAUUAUUAUAUAAUUUACUUUUUCU